AUGUCAGUCGAAGCCUCCCACCCCUCCAGUCGUGCUAGUUUCGUGAUCGCAAUCAUAUGCCCACUUUCCCUGGAGGCGCAAGUCGCGAUACCCCUCUUUGACACGGUCUAUGACAGAACUGUCUAUGAGAAAUAUGGGCCUGUGCGGAAUGACCCCAAUCACUAUACGCUGGGCCGUAUUGGCCGUUACGAUGUGGUUCUGGCCCACAUGGGUGGUUGUGGGAAAGCCGAAGCAUCCAGCGUGGCCAGUCAUAUCAAACAAAGUUAUCCGGGCAUCGAACUGGCCCUGUUGAUAGGGAUCUGCGGAGGAGUGCCUUACAGGACGAAUGUGGGUCCAGCACAACCGAGAAGAGAUGUUUUUCUUGGCGAUGUGAUAGUCAGCGGCGCGAUUAUUCAAUAUGACUUGGGGAAAAAGUUGCCGCACCGAUUUGUGUGCAAGGAUACGUUAGAGUCAAAUCUAGGGCGAGCGAGUCAGCAGAUCCGGUCAUUCAUUGAGACCCUAAAGUCACGUCAUGAAGAAUUGUCCAAGGAGCACCAGAAGUAUCUUCAGACUAUACGAGAUUGCAAAGAUGUGCCAUAUCCUGAACCCAAUAGCGACAUCUUAUUUAAGCCUGAAUACAAGCAUCGCUCACACUGUCAGUGUAUGAGUCAUGUCAGUGGGGACGAAAGCGUUGUGGACCGCCGCCGUGUGGACUCCGAUGGGAUUCCCUAUAUCCAUUUUGGUCGGCUUGCCUCGGGGGAUACCGUGAUGUGCUCUGCCAAAGAUCGAGACAAGAUUGCCAAGCGCGAAAAAGUUCUUGGAUUUGAGAUGGAAGGGGCGGGCGUAUGGGACAGUGUCCCUUGCAUCCUGAUCAAAGGAGUAAGCGACUACGCUGAUAGCCAUAAGAAUGAUGUAUGGCAAUAUUACGCCGCUGCAAGUGCAGCGGCUUGCAUGCGUGCUCUCCUGGAUCAGACUCCCAUCUCGCCCGCGACGUCAUCAGCGGGCCCAGGACAGGAUACACUUGCUCCCCAGUUAAAUCCGCGAAAAAGACCCGCAGAGCCAUCUGAGGUCUCUAGUAACGAACGGGAAAAAGCGUACCUUGACUUACUAACCUUUCCCCAGGCCCAGUAUCGCCUGGACGAGAUUACCGAUCCUCACGAUACGACUUGCGCUUGGGUAUUAGAGCGACCAGAAUUUAAGACAUGGAUGAGCGGGGAGGAUCUGAAAAGACACGGAGGAUUUUUUUGGAUCAAAGGGAAGCCAGGAGCCGGAAAGUCGACGCUCAUGAAAUACCUUCUUCCAAAAGCAAAGCAAUUCGGAAAAGACACAGUGAUCUCGUCUUUCUUCUUCCAUGCCCAGGGCGUGGACUUGGAGAGGUCCACUGUGGGAAUGUAUCGUUCCCUCUUGCACCAGCUUCUCUCGUCUACCGCCAUUCCGUCAAGUGCCAAACAGCCCUACUUCAACUUUGCAGCGAAGAUGCUAAGUCAAGAUGACGGGAUAACUUGGACGAUCCGAGACUUGAAGCAUCAGCUCUUAUCGAUCAUCCGAUCUCUGACCAACCACUACGUGUUUGUUUUUAUUGAUGCUCUGGAUGAAUGCGAUCAAGACGAGAUGGGUGACAUGAUACCGUUCCUCGAGCAUCUGGGACACUCCGCGAACGCAUGCGGGGUUCAUUUGAGAAUCUGCCUGGCAAGCCGACACUAUCCACAACUCAGCAUUGAACGUGGCAUUGAGUUGGUCCUGGAGUACCAGCAGGAGCAUCAAGGCGACAUGCGAAAGUACGUUGAGACUAAGUUAAGAGGGGGCAAGUCCAAGAUGAUCCAAGAAAUUAGAGAAGAAAUUUGCGCCCGGGCAGCCGGAGUAUUCCUCUGGGUUACACUUGUGGUUCGGUCGCUGAAUGAUGCGUUUGCCAAGGGCAAACUCCAUGCCGUACGUCAACGGCUGGAUGAGAUUCCAGACGGCCUUGACGAGCUUUUCACCGAUAUGCUGACCAGAGACACCAACGACAUUAGCGAUCUUAUCUUCUGUCUUCAGUUCAUAUUAUUUGCGCACCGUCCGUUAUCCAGGGAUGAGCUUUACUUCGCCGUCAUGUUUGCUAAAGAUGGCUUGAUCAAAAGAGACGGCGAAUGGCACAUUGAUCCCCACAUUGAAAAUUUCAUCCUCAACAUCUCCAAAGGCCUCGUUGAAACCUCCCGAUCUAAAUCACGCACUGUGCAUUUUAUCCACGAGUCAGUGCGGGAUUUCUUACUGCGACGGGACGGUUUCAGCAGACUUCAGGCUGGGUUGGGCGCGAACGCAGUCGGGAACGCCCAUGAUGAGCUUGCACAACUCUGCUUUCGAUACAUGUGCCAAUUCAAGUUGUUAGCCGCGGAUGAUAUUUCAAAACUCUAUGCUUCUCCACGUGCAGCAAAGAUAAAGUACGUCGAGUCAGAAACCCCGUUUCUCGACUACGCUAUUCAUAGCCUCCUACCUCACAGCAAUGCGGCCGAGGCUGCAGGUACUUCGCAAGAUGCCUUCCUGGCAACGUUCUCUUUGUCAUUCCAUGACUUCAAGGACAUUCGUAAUGCCCUGGAACCUUAUCACACCCGCCGAUAUAGGACCAAAGUGACGGCUCUGUAUGUCCUGGCAGAAUUGAAUUUGGACCAUCUCAUCCGCCUAGAGCUCCUACGCACACCGCCGUUGUGGAAGGAAAUGGGAAGGCAUCACAGUCCAAUGGGUGCCGCUGUCUACGCGGGUAACACGCUUGCGAUUAGAGCCCUGCUUGGCUGCGAUCCAAGUGCAAAUACCUCUGCCGACAAUUCGCUGCUUAAGCCGGAUGUUAUUGAUC
This is a messenger RNA of Aspergillus niger, 2806 nucleotides long. RefSeq lists its product as uncharacterized. The annotation marks the transcript as partial. Lineage: Eukaryota; Fungi; Ascomycota; Eurotiomycetes; Eurotiales; Aspergillaceae. The transcript has 2 exons. Gene Ontology annotation, molecular function: catalytic activity. Gene Ontology annotation, biological process: nucleoside metabolic process. The record is from RefSeq and is a predicted model, not a curated record.